AUGGCCCCUCAACUUCACCGCAACCCCCCUUUCCGUGCUGAGCACUUGGGCUCCCUUCUCCGGACGGACGAGCUGCUGAAGGCUAAAACGGCCUUCGAGAAGGGCGAGCUUUCCGAGUCUGAGCUUCUCGCUAUCGAGAACAAGGAUGUGAAGGAGGUUGCAGAGACCCAGAAGAAGCUGGGCUAUGCGGCUAUCUCGGACGGAGAGUACCGCCGUCACAUGUUCUGGGGUUCAUUCUUCCCCGGACUUGAGGGAUUCAAGGAGGUGCGCGAGGUUGACGCUGAUGUCUUCCGCCCUUACGCCCCCGACAUUGCGGCUUUCCUCGAGGCUGGCCACAAGCCCGGAGAGACCGUUAUCUGCACUGGCAAGAUCAAGCACGUCGGCAGUACUUAUGUCAAGGAGUUCAAAUAUCUGGCCAGCGUCGUUCCCCCGGAAGAGGUCAAGAACCUUAAGAUCACCCUUGCUGCUCCUAACUGGUACCACUUGCGGUACAAGGAGGGCAACGCCUACCCGAAGGACGUGUACAGCUCCGACGAGGAAUACUUCGGUGACAUCGCCAAGGCAGUCCAGGCUGAGUUGCAGGAGCUGUAUGACGUUGGCUGCAGAAACGUUCAGUUCGACGACCCCAACCUUGCUUACUUCUGCUCCGAGAAGAUGCUUGCUGGCUGGAAGGAGGAUCCUCUGAACGUGCGCUCCGCCGACGAAACCUUCGAGCAGUACAUCAAGCUGUACAAUGACAGCAUCUCCAAGCGCCCUGCCGAUAUGCACGUCGGUGUGCAUCUUUGCCGUGGUAACUUUGUCGGUAGCCGCCACUUCUCCGAGGGUGGUUAUGACCGUAUUGCCACCAAGCUCUUCAAGGAGCUUAACGUCGACACCUACUACCUCGAGUACGACACCGCCCGUGCUGGUGGCUUCGAGCCCCUGAAGGAGCUUCCCACAAACAAGAACGUGAUUCUGGGUGUUGUGACCAGCAAGUUCGCCAAGCUCGAGGACAAGGAGGAGAUGAAGAAGCGUGUCUAUGACGCUGCCAAGUUCAUCGCUGAGGGCAACAACAUCUCUCUCGAGCAAGCCCUCAACCAGGUCGGUGUCAGCCCUCAGUGUGGCUUUGCCAGUCACAGAGAGGGAAAUGCCAUUGACCGCGAUGGCAUGAUUUCCAAGCUGAAGCUUGUGCGCGAGAUCGCCAACGAUAUCUGGCCCGGCCAGUUGUAA
Aspergillus sclerotioniger CBS 115572 is the source of this 1209-nucleotide messenger RNA. RefSeq names its product cobalamin-independent methionine synthase II family protein. Bases 1 to 1209 code for a protein of 402 amino acids. Gene Ontology annotation, molecular function: 5-methyltetrahydropteroyltriglutamate-homocysteine S-methyltransferase activity; zinc ion binding. The record is from RefSeq and is a predicted model, not a curated record. NCBI's taxonomy places the organism in Eukaryota, Fungi, Ascomycota, Eurotiomycetes, Eurotiales, Aspergillaceae. The transcript is spliced from 3 exons.